This is a messenger RNA of Belonocnema kinseyi, 918 nucleotides long. RefSeq lists its product as uncharacterized. Gene Ontology annotation, molecular function: nucleic acid binding. Lineage: Eukaryota; Metazoa; Arthropoda; Insecta; Hymenoptera; Cynipidae. The coding region runs from base 1 to 918 and encodes 305 amino acids. Gene Ontology annotation, biological process: DNA integration. The transcript has 4 exons. The record is from RefSeq and is a predicted model, not a curated record.
AUGACGCAACGGAUAGUCCAGGAGCCGUCGACAGUCGUGGCAACCGAAGUCAUGGGUUAUUUCCUUCGCAGUAAGAAGGGAUAUGAACACCUGUUAGUAUUCCAGGAUUUAUUCUCAAAAUGGAUCAAGUUCGCACCGUUGAAAAAGGCCAAUGCUGAAAGCAUUAAUGUAGCUUUCUUGAAAUUAGUAGUUACCAGGUGGAGCACAUCCAAGGUGCUACAUUCUGACAAUGGCGCCGAAUUCAAUAAUAAUGCGGUGAACAAGCUCGCGGUGGAGAUCAUCGAAACUGGGACUCCAGCGUUUCUUAAUUUGGAGCAGGAGGCCCGUUCGCGAAAGACUAUUCGCAGUUUAAGGGAAGGGGAGGCCGAGUUGCCACCACCCGACCUUCAGGUCUGGCCAACUCAGAUGGCACGACUGGAGCACUUAAGAAUCCUCGAGAGAAUUCCCUCGACGAUUGAGAAUGUAUUAAAAACGAACAUCGAGGUUCAUAACGCGGAAUGGAAUCGAAACCUGAAAAUAAUCUGCAUGGCAUACAACACUAUGAAGCAUUGCAGCACAGGAUACUCACCUUUUCUAUUGACCUUUGGAAGAGAGGCCUAUUUGUCCUCAAUGCCAAGCACAAUAGCCAACGUCAAAUAUGAGGAACUACUCGAUCUAUGGAAGCGUAUACAUAAACACUAUCUUGAAAAGGCUAAUGAAAAAAUAGAGACACAGGAACUAAAGUACAAACAACUGCAAGACUCGAGAAUUGCCAUACCACAGGGAAUACAUGAACCCGGAGAUCUUAUGAAACUUAUUAACGAUUAUCAAGCUACUAAACUCUCUCCUUCACGCAAAAUCAGAAGCAAUGAUGCCUGCAAGAACAAAAGUGAAAAGGGCUUAAAGGCCGCCGGUUUUGGAGGUUCCGUGCUUUGUUAA